AUGUCUGCAAUGCCAGGUCCCUCACAGCCGAUGGCCGUGUCAAACAACUCGAAAGUGGAAAUUCUCCCAAGUGCCUCUGGAUCAAUCCCGUCCAUUGAAGCCGCUCCUUUCGAACCAUGUGCUUCCUCGCACGCUGUUUUUCUCUUCGCGCAGGGCUCGACCAUCUUAUGUCUGCACCAUUACACCUUGGCGAUACAACGGCGGUUUGAAAAGCACUCGAGAGAUGUUCGAUGGAUAGAGGUCGACAACAUCAGCGUAUGCCACCCUGGAAGGGUAGUCUUGAGCUAUGAUGUAGGCCAAACAGCCAUAGUCUGGGAUUUGGAGACUGGCGAUCAAGUUUCUAGGUUUGUAUCGUAUGAGGCUUUCCAGGUCGCGCAGUGGAUGCGAAAUGGAAAGGUUGUGUUUGGUGAUACGAAAGGUCAUGUAAUACUAUUCGAGCCUGGGACAGGUGAUCACAUAGCGACCGCAACGAUAUAUGAACCUAUAACCGCUAUUGCUCCAUUCGACGACUGCAAGAGAUAUGCCAUUGGAUACAAGAAUGGUUUGAUCUUAUUGACAACACUACAACCGGCAUUCGCUGUCCUACAUUCUCUAGCAGCUUACCCCGAGCUAUCAACGGUUAUCUCCCUCACAUUCCAUAGGCCGAGCUCAGAAUCCGACAACUAUAUUCUAGCAGGCCAGACGGCUAAUGGAGAUCUGAGAGUUUGGGCGAUACCCAAACUAGUAAUAACGGACACACCUCGAGUUAUUCGCCUUGUACGGGGCUCUACUAGCAACACACCUAGCCGACAUUGGAUAUCUUGGUCUAGAAACGGCCGUAUCGUUCAAUUUUCCGAAGGCAGGAUUUGGGCUUGGGAUGUUCGAACUAAGGAAGUCACAUAUGAGGCUAUCCCGACCGUCGAGGGGAUUAGAGCUAUUGCUGCUUAUGGACCGACAUCGAGGCUUUUUACAUUGGGGCCGGACUUUACCGUGCAACAAUAUGACGUUGAAAGAGCACAAUUGGUAGCAAAUGUACGACACAUGCCAAUGGUGAUAUCUCCAAGAACGUUUGAGGAUACUACGCUCAAUUCAACAAAACAGCGAUGGCGAUUAUCGAGCGCUGCCGAUAUUUCUGAUUCGGGGCUUGGCUCACCGAAACUGCAUCCGCAACGACCCGGCACAACUGAAUUUUCCGAUUCAGGUUUUGGCUCACUCAGACCGUACGAUGGGCGUGAAGAGAGUUCCAAUACCUCCGGUGUCCAAGAGACUUCACGUAUUGCCAACGAACGGCCUGGACAGAUCAUGAGCGCGCCGCGAAUUCAUGCUGCGGAUCACGCAGAGCUUCACGAGAUUGAGUCUCAGAUCUCAAACACACAGGAUAUUGGAUCGCAUCUAGAGGUCUUGAACAUUCCUGAAAUAAUGGUCGCUGAAGAGCAUUUGACGAAACUGCUGAAGAUCAACGAGGAAAUAUUAAAGAUUCUCAACGGCGUUCCGGACAUUAUGGAAUCCUCUCGGCUACAGCGAAAUUUGAGUAGGCUUCUCAAGACAUUUUACAUUGACCUUUUCGCAGAAGCUACUUCAAACUUGAGAAAGUCUACGGCCAAUUUACUCCGGAGUCACAAUGCCAGACACAGGAUCUCUAAGAGCAUAGUUGGGAGGUUGAAACGCAGCGAAUGUGAUCCGUCGAGCGAAGAUGACUCGGAGCCGGCGCGACCCAUUCACAGGAAAUCACUAGCCGACGUGGAGGCGUGGAUAAGAAAUAAUAUGGCCUUUUCUGAGCCCAUUGCCUCUCUAGACGAUGGUACGACGAGCGAGAGCCCGAACAGCCCGGGAGACAACUAUUCCGAUAUCUCUGGAGGUGAUGAAAGCGGAAGCCAAGGCGAAUAUUCCCUACAUGAAUUGCCUCGUAUCUCUCAUAUGGAGGAAUUCGUGCUCAAGGGGCCUGCGUUCAAGAGACUCUUGGCCAACCUUCAGCUAUUUGUCAUUCCCUCACGAUACGCCCAGUUGAAACGAAUCUUGAUGACAAUACCCAAGGAACGGGUGAACUUCUCAUAUUACAUUCAUCAGGACUGGCUUAGCAAAUGCAAAUGCUCUUUGCAGCAGGUAUCUACACAUCCCUGGGACUGGUGGCCUCUAGACAGUCCGAAAACUAACCUGGACCAUGGUAUGGUAAGGGUCUCGUGGAUAUGUGUAAGUCGUAUUUGGUCUACUAUUGUCAAGAUUCUACAGCCUACUAACGUAUCCGUGUCAGCACUGUGGGAAGGAGCUAUCAGAAGACGUAUCCCCGAAAGUGGCCUUUCAGUUCCAAUGCUUGCUCCAACACCGGCUGCCCCCAUUGGAGACUAA
Cladophialophora immunda is the source of this 2325-nucleotide messenger RNA. RefSeq lists its product as uncharacterized. The record is from RefSeq and is a predicted model, not a curated record. Gene Ontology annotation, biological process: positive regulation of transcription by RNA polymerase II. Gene Ontology annotation, molecular function: transcription factor binding. The transcript has 3 exons. Bases 1 to 2325 code for a protein of 774 amino acids. Lineage: Eukaryota; Fungi; Ascomycota; Eurotiomycetes; Chaetothyriales; Herpotrichiellaceae. Gene Ontology annotation, cellular component: nucleus.